Messenger RNA from Linum tenue, 2302 nucleotides. Lineage: Eukaryota; Viridiplantae; Streptophyta; Magnoliopsida; Malpighiales; Linaceae. The record is from the annotation of a GenBank genome assembly.
GAAAUCCACUUGAAGUUGGAUUUAGGCGGGCGGCUGGACCCAGAGAAAAAAUGGCUAAACUUCACAUCUUCACCAACCCAUUCAAACAGUCACCGAACCACACAGCGCUCUCGCACCUAACCCAUUUCCCUUCCCAUCUUCACCUACCCAUUCACAACUUCAUUCCUCAUCGUCGACGACCAGCUGACCGGCUGUAUUAACCAACCAAAACGGAGGAAUGGACUCCGGCAACGUCCUGUUGGCUUCGGGUUCAAUGGGCGGCGGCGGAGGAGGAGCGCAGCUCAAGAAUCCAACUCUCAUCUGUGUUCCAAUCAUGGCGGAUACAGUCGACGAGAUGCUGGUCAAGGUUGGCCAGGCCAAGUCCGCCAGUGCCGAUCUCGUGGAAAUUCGAUUGGAUUAUUUGCGGAGCUUCGUUGAUCCUCGCGGGGAUCUGGCCGCGCUCGUCAAUGGCUCUUCCUUGCCCACGCUUUUCACCUACAGGUCUGCAUUGGCUUGCUUCUCUCUGUUUUUUAGUCUGCAUAUCAAUUAUGAAAGGUUUGGUUCCUUGUUCCUUGUGUCGUCCCUGCCAGGCCGAGAUGGGAGGGAGGUCAGUACGAGGGCGAUGAAAGCAAGCGAUUGGAUGCGCUUAAGCUAGCCAUGGAUUUGGGAGCCGACUACAUUGACGUUGAGCUUCAGGUUGCUGGUGAUUUCAUUGGAUCUUUACAUGGAAGCAGACCAUCAAAAUGCAAAGUCAUUGUUUCUUCGCACAACUAUGAAUGCACGCCAUCUGUUGAGGACCUCGGUGACCUUGUCGCAAGAAUACAAGCAACUGGAGCUGACAUAGUGAAGAUUGCGACCACUGCCUUAGAUAUUACUGAUGUGGCGCGCAUGUUUCAAAUCAUGGUCCAUUCUCAAGUUCCAUUCAUAGGACUUGUUAUGGGAGAAAGAGGUUUGAUUUCAAGAGUACUCUGUGCCAAAUUUGGGGGAUAUCUCACUUUUGGCAUCUUGGAGUCCGGAGUGGUCUCUGCCCCUGGGCAGCCAUUGGUCAAAGACCUGCUGGAUCUAUACAAUUUCAGACAAAUCAGUGCUGAUACCAAGGUCUUUGGUAUAAUAGGGAGGCCAGUUGGCCAUAGCAAAUCACCUGUUCUAUACAAUGAAGCAUUCAAGUCAGCUGGUUUUAACGGGGUUUAUGUGCACUUGUUGGUGGAUGAUCUUGCAAGAUUUCUCCAGACUUACUCCUCCCCGGACUUCGCUGGGUUCAGUUGUACGAUUCCUCACAAAGAGGAUGCUGUGAAGUGCUGUGAUGAAGUCGAUCCAGUUGCAAAGUCGAUAGGAGCUGUUAAUUGCAUUGUAAGGAGAGAAAGUGACGGGAAGUUAUUUGGUUUCAAUACUGACUAUGUUGGUGCCAUUUCUGCCAUUGAGGAAGGACUUCAAGCUUCAGGAAACGGCAGUAGUAGCCUAUCUGGUUCACCCUUAGCUGGUAAGUUGUUUGUGGUCAUUGGUGCUGGAGGUGCUGGUAAAGCACUUGCUUAUGAUAGGGCAAAAGAGCUCGCAGACACAAUCGGGGGAGAAGCCAUCUCCCUAGCUGAUCUGGAAAAUUUCCACCCAGAAACUGGCAUGAUUCUUGCAAAUACAACAUCGAUCGGAAUGCAUCCAAAAGUGGAAGAAACACCCGUCCCCAAGCAUGCUUUGAAACAUUAUGCCUUGGUAUUCGAUGCCGUCUACACCCCCAAGAUAACCAGGCUGUUGAAAGAAGCCGAAGAGUCUGGAGCAGCGACCGUAUCAGGUCUGGAGAUGUUCAUUGGCCAAGCCUACGACCAGUUUGAGAGGUUCACUGGAUUACCAGCUCCUAAAGAACUCUUUCGCAAGACCAUGUCCAAGUAUUGACAUUAGCAGAGAAGUCCUUGUUUCGGAACCGUGCAUCUUUUCAAUGGAAUUGAUACCGUGAAAGAAGAGUAAUCUCCCUUUCCUUCUUCCCUCUUGUGCUUUCGUUUUCGAUGACUACGAAUGUGCAGGACAAAAAGAAUGCUUGAGAUUGAUUAGUUAAUGUGUAACAUCGGCUGGAACCCCAUUUUUCAGUGAGGUUGUAUGGUUCCUUCCAUUGUAAUUCGCUGUUAGCCCCGAGAGCAUUUCAUGCUCUUGGGGCAUUCUUGUACGUAUGGCGGUGUCCAGUGUAUUCUGAUGCUGCGUCAUUCCCUGUCGUUGAAUUGGUGUACUGAUGUUGUUGGAUUGUCUUUGCAUGUUUUUCAAACGAUGAAUCGGGUGAGUUAUUUGUUGAGAUUCGUAUAUGUUUAAAACUUGAACUCAGAAACGAAGGCAGGAC